This is a messenger RNA of Aegilops tauschii subsp. strangulata, 1152 nucleotides long. Its product is annotated as xyloglucan endotransglucosylase/hydrolase protein 24. Gene Ontology annotation, molecular function: xyloglucan:xyloglucosyl transferase activity; hydrolase activity, hydrolyzing O-glycosyl compounds. The record is from RefSeq and is a predicted model, not a curated record. Lineage: Eukaryota; Viridiplantae; Streptophyta; Magnoliopsida; Poales; Poaceae. Gene Ontology annotation, biological process: xyloglucan metabolic process; cell wall biogenesis.
AACACUUCCUACACCAGCAAUCAAGCCGGAGGAACCAAGAUGGAGAGCUCAAGGAGGGCGGUCCUCCUGGUCGCGGUCGCGGCGGCGGCCAUCGGCCUCGCCAGUGCCAGUUUCCGGGAUAACUGCGACAUCAAGUGGAACGCCGAGAACGCGGCCUUCUCCGACGACGGCCAUGGCCUCACCAUGUCCCUAAAGAGCAACACCUCUGGCUGCUUGCUGCAGACGAAGCAGCAGUUCAUCUACGGCAGCGUCUCCACCCGCAUCAAGCUCGUCCCGGGGAACUCCGCCGGCACCGUCACCACAUACUACACAUCAUCGGUGGGGAAGGACCAUGACGAGAUCGACUUCGAGUUCCUGGGGAACGAGACGGGGCAGCCCUACACGCUGCACACCAACGUGUUCGCCGACGGCGUGGGCAAGAAGGAGAUGCAGUUCGUGCCCUGGUUCGACCCCACCACCGACUUCCACACCUACACCAUCUCCUGGACGCCCUGCAUGAUCGUCUGGUACGUCGACGACACCCCGAUCAGGGUGUUCCGCAACUACCGGGACAAGGGCAUCGCGUACCCGAUCAAGCGGCCCAUGUUCGGCUACUCCAGCAUCUGGUCGGCGGAGGACUGGUGCACGCAGGGCGGCCGCGUCAAGGCCGACUGGUCCAAGGCGCCCUUCGUCGCCAGCUACCGCGACAUGGUCCUCGACGUCUGCCCCUGCGACGGAAGCGACUCCUGCGUCUACGGCUGCGAGGGGGCCUUCGGCCAUGGAGGUCAGGAGCAGAACUGUGCUGGCCUCAGCGACCAGCAGCGGACCAAGAUGCUGGAGAAGCAGAAGUACAACAGGAUAUACGACUACUGCGUCGACUACAAGGACAACAAGAAGCCCGGCCCCGAGUGCAGCCUGCCGCAGUACUGAUGAUCCAGCUGCUGUCUGAUCGUGGCACGCACCAAGGAACAAUGGUUGCCCGGCCGGUCUACCACUCCAUACACAAUCGAUUGAUUGGACUGGGACUUCAUUUAUAGUAUUAUUAUUAUUAUUUGUUCUCAAGAUUUUUCAUUCUUGUCUUCCAAAUUUUGUUUCUUUUGAACAGCUCCAUCAUAUACCUAUGUGUUUGUGUAUAUAUAUAUUUGCAUUAUGCUAUGAUAUACAUGGAUGAGU